AUGACGAAGUCCAAAGAAGGUGCAUUCGAGCUGAUCGAGAAUCUUGCAGCGAGCUCUAGCAACAAGAACGCUGAGUACGACAGAACAGUGAGCACUGUAUCAGUCAAAGGAAGCGGCGCUGAAGCGAAGAAAAUUGAGGAACUCACGGCCAAGGUGAACCUACUGAUGAAGGCGCACAGAAGUCUGUUCAUUUUGUUGACGAAAAUGAUGAUCACCUAUCUCCAAGAGUUUGGAGGAGAAGAGGAUGAAGAUGAUCAGAUGGAGGUCAACUAUGUGAAUGGGCAAGCUUUUGUGCAGAACCGUGGCUUCAACUCGAACUACAGGAACCAUCCGAACAUGUCCUACAGGAGCACCAACGUCGAGAACCCUCAGGAUCAGGUCUAUCCGCCGCGAUCGAACCAGAACCAGCAGAGUUAUCAGAAGAGCUACCCCAACAGCUUCCAGGAAAAGACCUUUGCCCCAAACCAGAACCGUUCUCAAGGUGGUAACCAACAGAAGGCGCAGUUCAGCAACCAGCAACAACCUUCAAGUUCAUCGAACAACUCGAACGAUGAGCUUAAGGGUAUGAUGCAGCAGAUGUUGAUGAACCAGCAGAAGUCCACUGCGGAGACACACUUGAAGAUAGACACCAUGUACAACGAUCUGAAUGGGAAGUACGAGGCUGUGUGGACUCAUGUGAAGAAGCUGGAUGUCCAAGUAGCUCAAACCGCUGAAGCAGUGAAGAGACCUCAUGGAACCCUUCCUGGGAAAGGAGAGACGAACCCCAGGAAUGAGUAUGUUGCACAAGUUGAGCUGAGAAGUGGGAGGAAGCUGUUACCAGCUGCGAUUCCUCUAAAAGGCAGGCAAGGAGAAACAGCAGAGACUGCUCCAGCCAGAGCUUACACACCUAAGGUGCCUUACCCUGUUCCACGGAAGAAGUCCAGAAAAGAUUUGGAGGAAGCAAAGUGUAAGGAGAUGUUGAAGGACUUGACUGUGAAGCUGCCUCUGUCUGAUGCUGUUCAGAUGAUUCCUGCUUUGAAGAAGUACAUGAAGGAGCUGAUAUCUGGGAAAGUAGCUGAGGAGGAAAACGUCAUGCUAGUAUCUGAGGAGUGUAGCGCUGUGCUGCAAACAAGAUCGACUAAGUUCCCAGUCGGUAUACUUGAGGAUCUACAUGUGCAGAUAGGGAACACACUCAUUCCAGCAGAUUUUGUAGUCCUUGAGCUCGACGAAGAACCUAAGGAUCCACUGAUAUUAGGGCGAAACUUCCUAUGCACAGCUGGUGCAAUCAUUGAUGUGAAGGGAGGAAUCAUUGAUCUCCAUCUGGGAGACAUCGUCAUGAGGUUCGAGAUGAACAAACUCCUCAAGAAGCCAAUGUUAGAUGGGCAAACCUAUGUGAUUGAAGAUGGCUCAAACUUGGUGGACGAAGUGAGUGAGGAGAUGCUUCUUGACGACCCUCUGGAGGUAGCUUUGACUAAAGCUGAAGGAGAGUAUGAUUUCCUGAAUGAGGAGGCCGAUGGCUUCGGGAAAAUGAUGGAUGCAAGCGGCAAGAUGGAGAGACUGGUGGCAUUCAUGAGCUUGGAGGAAUGA
Microthlaspi erraticum is the source of this 1566-nucleotide messenger RNA. NCBI's taxonomy places the organism in Eukaryota, Viridiplantae, Streptophyta, Magnoliopsida, Brassicales, Brassicaceae. The record is from the annotation of a GenBank genome assembly.